CGCCGCUUCGUUCCCCGGACCGUGCUUAACCUAAACCACAACCCGAGGUGGGCUCGGUACAUUCCAGAGGAAUCCAAAGACAGAAUUAUCUCAGGUGAAGAUGCACUCGGAAUGUUACUGAAGGCUUCACAGCUCUAUUGAAAUGACGGUAGUAAACAGUCAGAUCUCUUGACUGUGCUUCCAGAACCUGUUGAGUCAAAAUAUCAACACCUACUGGCUGUUCAGCAUCAAAGGGUGAAACUGCUUAGAAAUAGAGACCACCAACAAAGCACGUUCAAAUCAGAAGACAUGCUUUUUAAGACCUUGGGUUUCAUUCAGUGUUGCUUGAGCAGCUCACGGAUUUCUGUAGGAAGAGGUGUCUUGCCACUAAAGGACUGAUACCAAAAGGGGGCAGUUGUGUCUGUGUAUCCCGUAAAAGAAAACAAAAACAGCCUGAAGAAGUAUGAGCCAUUCUUUUCCCAGUCCAUUGGAAAUCCACUUGUUUUUAGAUGCUUGGAUGGCAUAUUCAUUGAUGGAAAUGACAAAGGAAUACCAAGAAUUAUAUUCAAAUCUUGCGCUGGGAGAGACCGACUUAUUCCUGAUAUUUCAAAAACAACGCCACUAAUGUGUUAUUAGGAAUUUGAUGUCUGCAGUUUGCCCUGUAAAACUGAAGCAAAUCUCCCAAACAUUGCCUACAGCUGCGACAAACAAAGCCAUCCAUUUCGAUGUGGUGUUCUUGUUGCACUUAGGGACAUCAAGCAAGGACAGCAGCUUUUGUCAAACUACGACAUGGUUAUCAGCUAA
Messenger RNA from Peromyscus eremicus (cactus mouse), 783 nucleotides. It is a transcript of the gene Setd9, whose product is annotated as SET domain containing 9. The annotation marks the transcript as partial. Gene Ontology annotation, molecular function: protein binding. The record is from RefSeq and is a predicted model, not a curated record. NCBI's taxonomy places the organism in Eukaryota, Metazoa, Chordata, Mammalia, Rodentia, Cricetidae. The transcript has 9 exons.